AUCUGGGAUUUAGGUUUGACCCUUACCUGACCUUUAAUGACCAUAUAAAACACCUGUGCAAAACCUCCUUUUAUCAUCUCAAAAACAUCUCCAAACUCCGCCCCACUUUAACCCUGUCAGAUGCAGAGAAGCUCGUCCACGCCUUUAUCUCCUCAAGACUGGACUGUAACUCACUCUUCACUGGGGUCACUGGCAAGAACAUCCAGAAGCUGCAAUACAUCCAAAACAGCGCUCCUGAUGAGAGUCCGGAAGUAUGAUAACAUAAACGGACAGCAACGAGGUUCAAACAUGAGGGACGUUACGGGACUAUUCGUUUUCUUGUUGACUUUCCUGAUGGGAAGAGCCGGCGGGAUAGAGCCGAGUAACGGGUACUGCAUCGGGACCCAGUGCUUCACUGUGUUCCAUCACGCCAGCGAUUUCACAGCCGCGCAGGACCGAUGCAGAGACCGGGGAGGACAUUUGAUGACAGUGCGGUCGUCUGUCUUCCACGAUAUUCUCUUCAUCUUGUUGGGGAACUUGACGGGGCGGUACUGGAUUGGCUUACAUCUGGCGACCGGCUGCCCGGACUCUGCUGCUGAGCUGAGGGGCUUCCAGUGGGUGACCGAGGACAGCGAAAGCGACUUCUUCAACUGGGCGCCGGGUUUGGAGGACAGCUGUUCCUCUCAGCGCUGCGUCUCGGUUUCCCAAGAGGACGAGUUUCAAUGGAUCCCGGAACCGUGUGGGGAACACUUGGCCGGGUUCCUCUGCGAGUACAGCUUCAGUGACCCGUGCAAAGGUCUUACGGCCGCGCAGGGCGAGUCCGUCACCUACAGGACCCCCAUGGGGUUUGUGGGCGAGGAUGUGCUGUCUUUGCCCCCCGGAAGCACCGCCAUCCGGAUGCCGGCCGAGACCAAAUACGUCUGCUUCACCGAGCAGUGGCUGCAGGCACCCUGGAGCUGCGAGAUACACGAGGGCGGGUGUGAGUACAGGUGCGCGGUGAACCCCAAAGACAGGCCCGUCUGCUUCUGCCCGUCGGGCCAGACCGUCAACCCCACGAACAACGUCACCUGCGAGGUGAUGGGCGCGGACCACCCGUGUGUGGCCCUGCACUGCGCGCAAGCCUGCUACAAAGACGGAGACUCAUACGCGUGCAUGUGCGACCACGGCUUUAACCUGGCGCAGGAUGGCAUGUCGUGCGUGGACUUUAACGACUGCCGGGACGACCGGCAGUGUCCCGGGGAGAACUUCAUGUGCGUCAAC
Molecule: messenger RNA, 1239 nt
Organism: Anarrhichthys ocellatus (wolf-eel)
Lineage: Eukaryota; Metazoa; Chordata; Actinopteri; Perciformes; Anarhichadidae
Product: thrombomodulin-like
Exons: 1
Source: RefSeq, a predicted model, not a curated record